Molecule: messenger RNA, 7246 nt
Organism: Exaiptasia diaphana
Lineage: Eukaryota; Metazoa; Cnidaria; Anthozoa; Actiniaria; Aiptasiidae
Product: unconventional myosin-IXa
Exons: 45
Coding region: 294-5780 (1828 amino acids)
Biological process (GO): intracellular signal transduction
Cellular component (GO): myosin complex
Molecular function (GO): protein binding; microfilament motor activity; ATP binding
Source: RefSeq, a predicted model, not a curated record
GUUUCCGGUACACUACAAAAUUGUGUUAGGUUUCUUUCUGUCUUGAAAGACUGAAAACUCUYAUUUCUUUACCAAAUUCAAGACUUAUAAACUCCAGACAAGCAUGGCAACUGAAUAGUAAACUACGCGAAAACAACAACAUCAAGAUCACUGAACAAGAACCAUAAACGAAUUUCACAAGAUUUUUUCAACACAAUUUCAACCWAUGUAUUGAUGAUUAAAAUGGACAUAAAUCAACCUUGGAAAGCAGAGAGAGUAUUGGAAUUCUUUUAUUAUGAACUUGGUGAUUCACAAUGAAUAUUGGAAGCCAACAUGUGCUUAGAAUUUUUCCUGGCUUAUUGAGUCCAACUGUACAAUCUACAGCAAUUUCGGUGGGAGAAUUUGUCACRUCACAAGAGGCUAUCCAAGUUGUUCUGUCRAAGCUUGAAAUUCAGGAAAGCUCRGAAAAUUUUGAAYUAGUGGAAGUUUGUUAUCGUAACAGYAUCUUGGAACAUGAGUCAGAGAAAGUUCUAGAAGAUGGKGAUUUUCCAAUUCAACUAGUAAAGUCCUGGGAUUUUUUACCAUCAUCUGCUAGAUCUUGUUAUCGAAUUUUUGUACGCGAAAARCARUCUUCUGGCAGUGAAGAUUUGUCCCCAAGACUACGUCAAAAUUGGAUGGACUGCCACGAAAGUAUAGUCACUAUGAACCAUAAAUUUAAUCUAGGUCUGGAUUUUCGGCUUCCAGAUGACGACUUAUGUAGGUUACCCAAACUUGAUGAAGACAUGUUACUYAAGCACUUGCAAGARAGGUUUGAAGUCGGCCGUAUAUACACCUAUGUUGGAGAGAUUCUAUUGGCUGUUAAUCCAUUUAGGUUUUUCCCCAUUUAUAACCCCAAGUUCAUCUCCACGUACAAUAAUAAAAACCUUGGAUCCCUGCCUCCACAUAUAUUUGCCAUUGCGGAUAUUUCAUUUCAUCGUAUGUUGAAGGAAAAGACAAGCCAGUGUAUUGUUAUAAGUGGAGAAAGUGGAUCAGGGAAAACAGAGAGUACCAAGCUUAUUGUUCAUCAUUUGACRGCACUCAGUCGUAAAUCUCAACCAACAUGYGCAAUAGAGAAGACGGUUUUGGGCGUGGGGCCUGUGCUAGAGGCAUUUGGUAAUGCUAAAACAGCAUACAAUAACAAUUCAAGUAGAUUUGGAAAAUUCACACAAAUUAAAUUCAGAGAGGAUGGAGCAGUUUCAGGUGCUGCUCUGCGCAAGUACUUAUUGGAAAAGUCAAGAAUUGUGUCACAAGCAUCAGAAGAAAGUUAUCUAAACCAGAGCAAAUGUUACACCAUUGAGGGUAUAGAUGAGGGGUAUGAGUUUCUUAGACUCAAGCAAUCCAUGGAUAUGGUUGGCUUUACUAAUGACAUACAAGAGAGAAUUUUCCGCGCUCUUUCAUCAGUUCUUCACAUAGGAAAUAUUAAUUUCACAAGGGUUACAGAGGAGAAGCUUCUAGAAGUGUUGACAACUAGAAAGCAAAUCACAAGAGGAGAACAGUUUAUAGUACCUUAUAAAUAUCAUGAGGCUCUUGCAACAAGRGAUGGCAUGGCUAAAGCUCUUUAUGGUACGUUGUUUGACUGGAUUGUAUUGCAAGUCAACCAUGUGUUAGUCAUCAAACAGCAAAGCCAACGAGAGUGGUGUUCUAUUGGUGUGCUGGAUAUUUUUGGUUUCGAGGAUUUUGAACACAACAGCUUUGAACARCUGUGCAUCAACUUUGCCAAUGAGAAGCUGCAAUAUUACUUCAAUCAGCAUAUCUUUAAACUGGAACAGGAUGAGUAUAACGCAGAAGGCAUAGAAUGGCGUAAUGUAGAGUUUGUUGAUAACUAUGCUUGUAUUGAACUCAUCGCUGGCCGCCCUACUGGAUUAAUGCAUUUGAUAGAUGAGGAGAGUAGUUUUCCGAGAGCAACAGAGACGUCUCUCCUCGAAAAGAUGAACAAAACGCAUUCAUCUCAURGCUAUUACGUUCCCAGUCUUAUGGCUCCAUCGUUUACUGUCAAACACUACGCGGGAAGCGUCACUUAUACGAUUGAGGGCUUCCUUGACAAAAAUCGUGAUCUCAUGCGACCCGACAUCCUUAGCGUGCUGAAAAGCAGUAAUCUGCGUUUCAUCCGGGAACUUCUUGGAGCUGACCCUAUGGCAGUUUACCGCUGGUCAGUAGUGCGGGCGUUCUUCAAAGCUGUACAUGCAUUCACUGUUGCAGGACGAAAGUUCCGAAUGAGCGGCAAAGCCAAUGAACGAGCCAACUCACGGAAACGGCGGUCUUCCAGAUCAUUCAGAAUGGGGAUAUUAAACUCUGAAGAGGAUAAUUCAAAGCCUUUAUUCAAGAAAGCAUCCAAAGUAAUUCGGAGGAUGCAGUCACAGAACACAAAAACAUCACCGUCGAAAAAUUUCGUGACAAAGAUUCGUCACGGUCUUGAGACAAAGCGUGACAUGUCCAUACGUACCUACGACCAUUUAUACAGAACACAGAGGGGUAAAGCMGCGCCCAUGAACCCUCCGACAGUCAGUGCACAGUUUCAGUCAUCGUUGAAUCGUCUAAUGGAGAUUCUUGGUGAGGCCCAGCCAUUCUUUGUUCGCUGCAUCCGCUCCAACGCUGAGAAGGCYCCCCUAAAGUUCGACUGUGACGUUGUUCAGCGGCAGUUGCGUUACACYGGUAUGUUGGAGACCGUGAGAAUCAGGAGACUGGGCUACCAAUGGAGGUUUCACCUGGAGGAAUUUGUCAAGCGGUACAGUCUUCUCUUCCCACGUGUCAUUGACGACGCCAAGAACCAGAUAUAUGGUAUAUUGAAAACACUGAAGCUUGAUCCAAAUGAAUACCAGAUUGGUAGUAGCAAGAUAUUUUUGCGAGAGAGUCAACAUCGUAUUCUUCAAGAUCAAUUACACAAGGUUUUCAUCGACAAAGUUUGCACGAUACAGAGAUGGACAAGAGGUGUUUUACAGAGAAGACAUUUCCUUCGACAGAGAAGUGCAGCCAUUACAAUUCAGUCACAUGUUCGUGGUCAUUUUGUGCGCUUGGAACUGGCCAAUCAGAGGUACGCGGCGACUAAGUUGCAGGCAACAUGGCGGCGGUACCACGCUGAAGUUCAGUACAAGAAAACACGAUAUCGUAUUAUAUUACUACAGGCUGGUGUGCGUGGAUGGCUCGCAAGGAAACGGUAUGAGAAACUCUUGAAACAACAAGAAUUAGAAGAGGAGCGAAGACUGGAGGAAGCUGUAGAAAGACGACCAAGGCUUUCAGAUACAGAGGCUCGUCGCCUGGUGCGCUCUMUAAGUGACCCAACUGACUACGAAAAACUCAAAACGACCAUCGAAGAAGACGAGGAAAAACCGGAUGUGACGUCAGAGACACCUCACGUCAAAGUCUCGACGUCAGAGGAGAGYCUGCUUGUAUCUGAUGUUGCUUCGCCAAGGGUAAAAGAGUUGUCCAAAAUGUUUGAACGCGAUCUUUAUCUUCUCAAACCCACAGAUGAGGUACGUCGACGCGCAUGCUCGGAUCCAGCUGCUCAGCGGCGUCUUCGAAAGCUUCCUCGUUCCAUGCCYUUGUCGAUCGAAACCCACACGGCCGAAGAAGAAGACAGGCCCUCCACACCGGACAUCGUUAAGCUUAGCGCUGUAUUCUCGCCGACUGCACUAAUAGAGUUUAAAACCGCACCACCAGAAGUUACGUGUAAUGCUCUUUCUCGUCGGAUGACGUCGAGUAUCCGUCGGCGRUUAUCGWCGAAGUCGAAAAACAAAUCGGGUCUUCGGAUGAGUACUUCGGAUAUYCCCGACGAGCCUCCSUUUCCAUAUAGCGACAACGAUGAAGCUCUUUUCGGCGCAAGGCCCGGGUCAAUUGAAACUCUACCGAACAUUGCAACACUCGGGACACCUUCGGUCGAUGUUCGGAAAACGAAAGGUCGCAGUUUAUUCCGACGGAAAAAUCGACAUUCUAUGCGACGAAAGUCYGAGCCAGGUAUUGCAAAACAAAGUGUCAAAAAAGCUGAUAAGAAUGAGAUCAAGCCUUCGAAGUCCGAUGAAGAUCUAAUCAACGCCAUUAAUCAGACUAAAAUAGUCAGCACAAUCUCCAAGUCGGUUAUCACAGGAACAAAGCAAGUCAAACCGACAAACAAGAAAAUCGCACGUGGAGCUGCUGACCUAUCGGGACUGGAUUCUUUCUUAAUGAAGAAGAUCAAUGAUUUAAAUCAAGAGCAAAACAAGCGAGAUACWGUCGUCGAUGGAGUAUUUAAAAAGUCUUUACAUGAAUUCCAUGCGUACCUUAUAUCAGAACGAUCUCUGAUUAUCAAUCACGGUAAAACAGUGAAUCUAACAUACGAAGACAUCAUCAAGAAGUUCGAAACCAUUCUAGAAAAGAUCAUCAAAAUUGAACGCAUUGGAGUGACAUUCCCWGCUAUUAUGGGCGUGAACGCCUUUUGUGGUUUCAUCAAUGACUACUUAGAAAAGAGAGAGCAAGCHCUUGCCAAGGCUGAGAAAUCAAGAGCAGCACCAAAGCAGCACCUUAAGAAGAAAGUAAAACGAAAAUCUGAUUUACAGCAUCAUAAUAAUCAUAAAUUCGGCGUGGCUCAGUUUAGUAUUCCAACCUUUUGUGAGCAUUGUAACUCGCUGAUUUGGGUACUGGAGAAAGGCAUGGUUUGUCAAGAUUGCCGGUUUACUUGUCAUAAAAAAUGUUAUUUAAAGUCAACGCUGUUGUGUGUGUGGAAUACUACCAAGGCUAAGUCAAAUUCAAAGCGCUAUUCGGUAUUUGGUGGAGAUCUUUGUGACAUGACAACAGAGGAAUCAUCGAUACCAAGAGUAGUUGAUAAACUCAUUCAGGAAAUCGAAUUUCGAGGUCUGUAUACUGAAGGUAUUUACAGGAAAUCACCCAAUAACGCUACUGUACGAGCCUUGAAGAACGCGAUUAUCAGUAAUGGGAUUGAAAAUGUCGACCUCUCAACGUAUUCCGUACAUGUCGUUGCCGCGGUUCUCAAGCUUUUCUUCAGGCAACUAUCAAGUCCUCUCUUCACCAAUGAAGUCUACAACGACGUAAUACGAAGUGCAGAUUUGAGCGAUGAACGAGUCAAGCUUGAAACUCUGUACUCGAUUGUUCAAAAGCUACCACGAGUCAACAUCGAGAUAUUUGAACGACUUAUUUUCCACUUAGCAAGGAUUGCUGAAAAUGAGCAAAGUAACCUUAUGCAUCCCAAUGCACUUUCCAUAAUCUGGGCUCCCUGUUGUAUGAGAACACCAGAGAACGUGGGGCCAAUGGAAAGCCUGCAGCACGUUCCUAAACAAACAGAUUUUCUCGAAACGCUAAUAGCUAACCAAGUCAAGAAAAUCCGAUCAACACUAAGCGACAUUCGAGUUCUCGAUAAAGCCGCCGAUACGACGAACAAAAGACUAUCGAUGUUGAAUCUACGAGAAGAGGAACAAGAUUUAGUGGAGCAGGAUUUAGUGGCUGAAGGUGACGAAGUUAAAAGCUUAUUGACGCAACAACUGGAAGCUCUACAGCAACAAAGGGAUGUAUUAACAGCUAAUCUAACAAUGCUAAAACCUCGGCAACAAAAAUCAACAGACACUAGUGAAGAUGUUGCGAGCGAUGAAAACAUAACGGACGACGAGCUUGAUGAAAUAUUAGACAACGAAGARUACGCAGUAACAUUCGACCUUCCAGCUGCACCCGUAGUCCUCAACCACUUAACAAAGAACAGAGCUAAACGACAAGCAAAGAAACGYCUCCCAUCACGAAGUAAAUUACGCGACAGUACCAUUAACGAAUACCACGUGUGACCACACCCACCACGUGUAUGUGCCACGCCCAUCUUAAAUUAUAUUCACAUGAUCUUAGAAAGCGAUAAUAUAGCGGUGAUUCCGAUCGAGAAGAACCUAACUCUGUAACUUUUUUCCGUCACCCAAGAACUCGACCGCCCGGUUUAGAGAGUACAAAGACAAAGAGCUUUGCAAGCAGAUCUGAGGCCAAACAGUCAAAGAUACUGCAUUCCAUUAGACAAAUGAAUAUCAAGGGAUCAAUUGGUCAAAUUAAGCAAAUGAGUCGAUUUGACUAACGAUGUCUAUAGCAAAAGUGUCACGCUAGAGCCAGAUUUUCAGAUUCUAAAGCAAAGAAAGGUGUCCCGUCUCUCAAGAUGUGUCGUCACGCAACGUACCGCGUCACGUAUUUUUGUCACGCAAGAUUGCUUUAUUAGUUAAUUUUUUUCCCACAUCGACGAUUUUUUUCCAUCGAAAUCACUCGAGAGAUAUAAUUAUGUAGUGUCUCGGUGAUCCCAUAUAGAGACCAAACCCUGGUCGUCCUGGGACUGGUUUUUAAAUAACUGAUUAACGUUACAGUUGCUCGAGCUCUAAACAACCCAUCCCUGAAUGAUACGGGGGUGAAAACGAAGGGGCUAUACUACUUUCCACUAAACUUUAUAAAGACAUAAAAGAAAUUCACAAUAGAGAUUUUAGAUAUUUUAAUAGAAAAACGCAGAUAUGCAUAAAAGUGAAAUAAUUUAUAACGUUGCUCUGACGUCACUUCCGGUUACAUCAUUUCCGGUAGCAAAUACGAAAACGUUCCACAAAAAUCAUCCUGUACUACAACGGGAUUUCUAUGGCCCGAAUGAACGGGAUUUUCAAAACACCGGGAAGCGUAGGGUUKCUUUUUUUUCUUUUUGACAUACCAAACAAUUGCUUUGGAGAUACUAAUAGUCUCCUUCACGGUUGCCUGCGCCAUCUUGAAAGGUAGCCGUGCCUUUGCAUCGAAGCGAGACGACCGUUGAGCGUGCAAUGAUAGAAACCUGUGAAUAAUUGUCUGCUAGGUGUGAAAGAAGGUUUCUAUCAUUGCACGCUCAACGGCUACCUUUCAAGAUGGCGCAGGUAACCGUGAAGGAGACUAUUCGGUUUUUUUGUGGACGUGGCCAUAUAUGGUGAUAUUACCUUAUUUGGAAGUGCACCGAAAUACCAGACCAAAACACAGGGAUCCCGUGCCAAUAUGUACAGGAAUUGUUUGAUAUGAAYCACAGAAAAAAAUAUAUGAUUUUUUACCUUUUAUAAAUUGUAAAGCAUUAUUUAAAAAUAUUAUGUAGAUGUCUUUAUCGAUUAUUUUAACGAUUUUUAAGCUAAAUUCUAAUAAUAUUGUCCAAAUUUGAACAUCAUUUUAAGAAAGUUUUAAGUUUAAAAACUGAGAAAGUUGGAAAAAAAUAAGAUUUUAAUAGAGAUGUUCGUCAGACAAUUGUAAUAAAAUUACAUCACAUUUACACCUG